AUGAAGCUUUCCGCUGCUCUCCUCGCCACUCUCCUCUGCUCUGCGUCCACCAGCGCGCAGUACUUCUCCCAGGGAUGGAACCCUGGCCAGGCUGUCCUGAACAACGAGCCCAACGCCGUCCCUGCACAUGCGUUCGACGCCCCAGCGAAGAAGGAGCCUGCGCCUGCGCCGCCCCCGCCCCCGCCCGCGGCGCAGGGCGACGAGAAACCCUCCAUGCAGCGUGAGCCGACCAUCAUGGACAAGGUCUUGCUUUCUGGGCCUGUCUCCGGCUUCAUGGGCAGGUUUGGAUUCAACGCGACAGACUUAGUCACCCGUAGCGGGAAGUUGCCGUGGGACCCUCGGAUACCGUUCAUCACGGACGAAAACUGGCAAGACAUAAUCGUGAACGAGCAGUUGACUGAGGAGGAAGAGAAGAAGAGGGGAUGGUUUCUUGUCAUAACCGUCACGGCAUCGGGUAACAGCGCCGUGUCGAAGAUGGUCGAUGAGGCAUUCGACGACGCGUUCAACACCACCCUCGCUGCAGGAGAUCUUCUUGACCUUAAGUGGGGACGGAUUGACUACAUCGCGACGACGUACCUCACGACCAAAUGGGCCAUCUGGACUGGACCUUACCUCGUCCACGUCAUGGACCGCGGACAGACGCUGCGUUUCUACAGAGCGGAUCGCGUUCGCGUCACUGCGGACAUCAUUCGUGAGCUCCUCACCGAGGAGAUCUGGCGCAACACGGAACCUUGGUCAUCCAACUUCGCUCCUGGAGGCAAACGGGAAUGGAUUAUGGAGUUUAUCGCGUAUUACUACUGGAGGAUCUACACCGUCAUGGACAAAACCCCCCGUUUCCUCUUGAUGAUCGUUUCCGGCGCAGUGGCAAGCUUCGUCAUGCGCUUCCUCCAUAAACCAUCCCCGGAAGGUGCUCAGCAACCAGCACCCCAACCGAACCGUGCAGCUUCCGCCGCAAAGUCAACUUCCGAGUCAAUCGCAGGGAGCAGCACCGCCGUUGCAUCGGAUGUCUCAGCAAGUCCCAGCAAGUCUAAAGCAAAGUCACGGAAAGCUGCAAAGAAGUAA
This is a messenger RNA of Epithele typhae, 1062 nucleotides long. RefSeq lists its product as uncharacterized. The transcript is spliced from 4 exons. The record is from RefSeq and is a predicted model, not a curated record. The coding region runs from base 1 to 1062 and encodes 353 amino acids. NCBI's taxonomy places the organism in Eukaryota, Fungi, Basidiomycota, Agaricomycetes, Polyporales, Epitheliaceae. Gene Ontology annotation, biological process: multicellular organism development. Gene Ontology annotation, molecular function: hormone activity. Gene Ontology annotation, cellular component: extracellular region.